Molecule: messenger RNA, 4831 nt
Organism: Symphalangus syndactylus (siamang)
Lineage: Eukaryota; Metazoa; Chordata; Mammalia; Primates; Hylobatidae
Gene: HACD4
Product: 3-hydroxyacyl-CoA dehydratase 4
Biological process (GO): very long-chain fatty acid biosynthetic process; sphingolipid biosynthetic process; fatty acid elongation
Cellular component (GO): endoplasmic reticulum membrane
Molecular function (GO): 3-hydroxyacyl-CoA dehydratase activity
Source: RefSeq, a predicted model, not a curated record
GAGGCCCCGCCCUUCCGCGCCCAGCAGCGGGGCCGCCCCUGCCUCCUCCCCGGUGCUCCUUCCCGGACGGCGCUAGAAGCCCUGGUGGCGGCGGCCCAUGGGGCCCUUGGCGCUGCCCGCCUGGCUGCAGCCCAGGUAUAGGAAGAAUGCAUAUCUUUUCAUCUAUUACUUAAUCCAGUUCUGUGGCCACUCUUGGAUAUUUACAAAUAUGACAGUCAGAUUCUUUUCAUUUGGAAAAGAUUCAAUGGUUGAUACUUUUUAUGCUAUUGGACUUGUGAUGCGACUUUGCCAAUCCGCAUCUCUCCUGGAACUGCUGCACAUAUAUGUUGGCAUUGAGUCAAACCAUCUUCUCCCAAGGUUUUUGCAGCUCACAGAGAGAGUAAUCAUCCUUUUUGUGGUGAUCACCAGUCAAGAGGAAGUCCAAGAGAAAUAUGUGGUGUGUGUUUUAUUCAUCUUUUGGAAUCUGUUGGAUAUGGUUAGGUACACUUAUAGCAUGUUAUCAGUCAUAGGAAUAUCCUAUGCUGUCUUGACAUGGCUCAGUCAAACACUAUGGAUGCCAAUUUAUCCUUUGUGUGUUCUUGCUGAAGCAUUUGCCAUCUAUCAAUCGCUGCCUUAUUUUGAAUCAUUUGGCACUUAUUCCACCAAGCUGCCCUUUGACUUAUCCAUCUAUUUCCCAUAUGUGCUGAAAAUAUAUCUCAUGAUGCUCUUUAUAGGUAUGUAUUUUACCUACAGUCAUCUAUACUCAGAAAGAAGAGACAUCCUCGGAAUCUUUCCCAUUAAAAAAAAGAAAAUGUGAAGUACAGCACUGCAGUGUGACAUAAGAAAAGACAGGCUGUGGAUUCAGCUGCAGUAAAUACAACACAGGAAGCAUUCUGGUAGAAAAAUACCUUGUAUUUGAUAAAAAUCCAUUACAUGAAAUAACUGCACAUACCCCCAAAACUCUAGACAUAACAGGCUAUGUUUUUCACACAUUGUAUUUUUAAGACAUAUAUAUUCUCCAUAUCCUGCUUCACCAAAAUUCCUGCUUCAUUUGGAUUUUAUACAAGUUACACUUACACUGUAUGAAGUCUGAUUAUUUUCCUGUAAGUUUAAUGAGAAAUAGAAAAUUAACUGCAAUAGAUUCAAUUAAAUUAAGAAACCAAACUUGAUAACCUAAAUUACAUGUAUUCUUUUUCACUUCCAAGUUCCCAAAUAGAUCUGUAGGAGAAGAGGGAUGGAAAAUAUAUUCCACAGUUGCCUAGAAUAACAUAUUUUAUAGACAGAUGUCUGUCUUCAGAUCUAAUAAUACUCACCCUAAACAUUAGAUAUGUUUAGAAAAUUAAAUAUCUUUCCAAGCCCUAUGUCUUAGCUCAGGUUGCUAUAAUAGAACACCAUAAACCGAAUGGCUUAAACAACAGCAAACACUUCUCACAGUUCUGGAGGCUGGGAAUUCCACUCAGGAUCAAGGCAUCAGCUAAUGCAGUUUCUGGUGAGGGCCCUCUUCCCAGUUUGCAGAUAGAUGUCCUUCUGUGUCCUCACAUGAGAGAGAGAUCAACUUUCUUGUGUCUCUUAUAAUGGCACUAAUCCCAUUCAUGAGGGCUCUACCCUCAUGAUCUAAUUACCUCCCAAUGGCCCCAACUCCAAAUACCAUCAUACUGGAGGUUAGGGCUUAACACAUGAAUUUUGGGGGAACACAAAGAUUCACUCCAUAGCAUUCUGUACCUGGCCCUACAAAAUUCAUGUCCUCCUCACAUGCAAAAUACAUACAUUCCAUCUCAACAGCCUCAAAAGUCUUAACUCAUUCCUGCAUCAACUCUAAAGUCCAAAGUCUCAUCUAAGUCAGAUGUGGGUGAGAUUCAAAGUACAAUUCAUCCUGAGGCAAAAUUCCUUUCCAGCUUUGAACUUGUGAAAUGAAACAAGUUAUGUGCUUCCAAAAUACAAUGGUGGGACACACAAAGGGUGGACAUUCCUAUUCCCAAAGAAAAAACAGGAAAAAAGGAAGGUGUAAUGGGUCCCUAGCAAGUCCAAAACCUAGCAAGGCAAACACCAUGAGAUCUUCAGGCUUAGGAAUAAUCCUCUUUGGCCUGAUACUCUGGCUUCAGGACCCAAUGAGGCAGAGGUAUUGCCCCCAGGACUACGUUGGAGGAGGAUGACCCCCACAUCACCAGGCAGAAGCUGUCAGGCCUGUUGAAACCAAGGCAAUGACUGCCCUUUUUGAAACUGAGAAGGUACCCCUGAUGUUCUCUGAAUCACCGUUCGGGGUCAGAUUCUCCUUUUCUUGAAGAAUAGUGUACAUUCACAGCUGAAUAGCUCUAUGGUCCCAAAUUCAAGAAGUCCAACAGUCUUCCCUCAUUCUGUCCCAUCUCCAUUCCUUUCAAUACAAACUGGCAAUGUUCCUGCUGGUGGCUGAUUAGGUUGUGGUUCACACAAAUCUAAUUGGAUGUCUGGUCUGCUACACCCUUAGUGUUCUCUACCAAACAUGUUUUCUUAUCUUUUUGUAAUAAUGCAGACAGAUUGAUAAUUCCCAAAUCUUGUAAGUUCUGUUUCCAUUUUUGUUAAGAAUUCUGUCUUCAUUUUUUGUCACAUUUUACUUUACGCAGUCAAGAUAAACCGAGGCACUCCUUCAACACUGGUUGGAGAUCUCUUCAGUUCAGUAUCUAAUUUCAUGCUCACAAUUUUACUUUCCACAAAACACUGAACAUGAACACAGUCAUCCAAGUUCUUUGACAUAUUAUAACAAAGAUCACCUUUCUUCCAGUCUCCCAUAACAGGUUCUUCAUUUUCAUUUGAGACUUCAUCAGAAUGGCCUUUAUUGUCCAUAUGUCUACCAACAUUCUCUUCAUGGUGAUUUACGUGUUCUCUAUGAAGAUGGAGGCUUUCUCUCCCACUUUCUUCUGUUUGAGACCUCACCAAAAUCACCUCUAUCAAUCCCUUCAUGGCAAUAUUGGCUUUUUCUAGCAAAAAAACUAGUACCUCAAAACUCUUCCAGUACUCUUCCAGGUGCUCUAGUACCUCAAACUCUUCCAGCUUGUAUCAUCUGUUACAUAACAUCAAAGCUGCUUCCACAUCUUUAUAUAUAUAUGGGUUAGCAGCACCGUACUUCUUGGUACUAAUUGCUAUCUUAGUCAGUUUGUCUGCUAUAACAAAAUAUCAUAAACUGGGUGGCUUAGACAACAAAUAUAUUUCUCACAGUUCUGGAGGCAGGGAAGUCCAAGAUAAAGGUGCUAGACAAUUAAGUUCCUGAUGAGGUUCCAAGGUGCUAGCUGAUUCUUCUUCAUGGUUUGCGGAUGGAUGCCUCCUUGCUAUAUGCUCACAUGGUGGAGAGAGAAACCAUCUCUCCCUUAUUUCUUAAAGGUACUAAUCCCAUUUAUGAACGUUCCAGCUUCAAAUGCCAUCACACUGGAGAUUAGAUCUUCAACAUGUGAAUUUAAUGGGGGACACCAGCUUUCAGUCCCUAGUGCUCUGAUGAUAGAGUAUUCAUUAAUGUCAUGUAUUCGUUAACAUCUUGUAAGUUACUUGGGCUUUGAUGCCUUAAAAGAAGACCCUGGACAGGCAUGGUGGCUCAUACCUGUAAUCCUAGCACUAUGAGAGGCUGAGGUGGGCAGAUCAGUUGAGGUCAGGAGUUCAAGACCAGCCUGGCCAAUAUGGUGAAACCCCAUUUCUACUAAAAAUACAAAAAUUAGCCAGGCGUGCUGGUGCAUGCCUGUAAUCCCAGCUACACGGGAGGCUGGGGGCAUGAGAAUCGCUUGAGCCCAGGAGGUGGAGGUUACAGUGAGCGGAGAUUGAGCCACUGCACUCCAGUCUAGGUGACAGAGUGAGACUCCAUCUCAAAAGAGAAGACCCUGAUGAAAAUGGUAAACCUUUAGCAAACACACAAAUGAUGCCCCAUUCUGUAUUCUUUUUAAUUUUAAAAAUAAUGACACACACAUACAGGAUGAUAAAAGGUAUAAAAAUAUACUAAGUACUUUUUAAAAAGGAAAAUUCGUGUUUUGGAUUGUUACUGAAUUAUUGCUAAUUACUGUAAUGUAAGUCAUAUGUCCUUACAUAGUUUUGAAAAAUGCUUUCUUUGAAAAUCUAAAAAAAUGUGUGAAUAACUGAUAGUCAUUGCUGUAUCAUUGAUGUAUCACUCAAUUUUUGGUAAAGAAUUAUAAAGAUCUUAUCUAGAAACUAUGUAAAAAGGUAUUAAAUAUAUUGUGAUGUAAGAAUGGGAUAAUAAAAAUGUAAUUUUAAAAAUGGGUAACUUAUUUCCACUAAAGAAAACAUUUGGAAAGAAACGAGUGUUAGGCUACUUGAAAUCUUUAUAAAUAUAUUUGGAUUUUAAAAAAUUAUCCUUUUAAUAAAAAAGCUACAUUUUUUCUGCUUUUAUAGUUAUCUUCUAAAUUUCAGAAAAAUUACGAAAAGCUUUCGUGUGCAAGGAGAACAUAAACCCUUUGCAAAUUUUAGGUGAGUUAAUCUUAAUCACUUCAAAUAAAGAUGGCUCCUUACACUGCCGAAUUACAUGUACGAUCAGUCACUAAAACAAAGAGAAAAUUAGAGAAACUACAUUUUACUGGGUCAUUAUAUUAAAGUAAAAUUUCAUUAUUAAACAAUGCUUUAAAACCAGAUUACCUUAAAAACUUCUUAAAAUUGAAAACCAAAAGAAACACAAGUGAAUUUAUAAUUAUUUUAAAACAGAAAAGAGAAUUGACAGUAAUUUGAGAUAUCUGCAACAAUUGUAACAUAAAAAGAUCUUACAUUCCUUUGGUGACAGACACAAUUGUUAAUACUACUGUGGUUGGUUACCUAUAUUCACAAUGGAAAGGAAUACUAAAUUUCAUUAUCAAUUAGUGAAAAUAAAGGUGUAAUUUCUUUU